UUUUUCCUUUUUUGUAAUUAAAUAUUUAAUAAAAUUGUGUGCAGGAAUGCGUAAAAAAAAAUUCAUACGCAUUGUCGCUAAAUGACUUCAUUUACUUAAAACUGAAACGAAAAAACCUUUGAAAUUGCAAGAAAAAGUGACAACGAAAAAAUUCGAGAAAUGGAUGUUGAGAUACCUGUUUUGGCUGGAUAUCUAAACGUACCUUCGCAAUCGGGAUUCGCAUUGAAUUUAAUCUCAAAAAAAAAAUCAUGUCAAAAAUACUGCCUAUUGUUUAAAUCCAGUCGACAUGGCAUCGAACGUUUGGAAAUUUGUGAGUCUAUGGAAGAUAAGCAUCCAAAAAUAAUUACCUUAGAGAAUUGUGUGAAAAUUACACAAGAGCCUGCCCCAAUUAACCUUAUUCAUAUAGUUAAAAAGACGGGAACACUUACAUUGAAUACUCACAGUGAAGAUGACCUAAAGGAAUGGGUCGGUGCCUUACAAAAAGUUGCCUUUCGUGAUAAAAAUGAAAUUCUUCCGUCUCUUGCUGUUAUUGAAGAAGACAAUGACCUAUAUUGCAGUUCGUACGGUGAUGGGCUAUUCAUUGUUACUCUUAUAGCAUCGGACGCCUCAAAUCGCUGCAAUAUUGAGCCUAAAGUUUAUAUGCUACAUCUUUCGGCAACUGAGUUACAACUGAAAUCCGCAGAAGAUAUAAAUAAUACAAUAGCAACAUGGCCAUAUAGAUUUAUAAGAAAAUAUGGAUAUCGAGAUGGGAAAUUUACUUUCGAAGCGGGACGCAAGUGUUCAACGGGCGAAGGUGUGUUCAUAUUAGAUCACACAAAUCCACAAGAAGUAUUUCGUUGCAUGUCUUCGAAAAUGAAAUCAAUGAAGAAACUAAUAUCUGGAGAUUCUGUUAAUAACAUUGAAUGUGGCGAAAAUCAAUUGAAUAUCGCUGCAUCUAUGGAAGCAGGAUCGCGGAGUCCACUGCCACCAUCGCCAUCUAAUCAACAUGGAUCGGAAUUUGACAUUAGUUCCACACAAAGUUGUCUAUCUAUGCGUAUUAAAUCGUCUUCCGAUUCAUUAAGCAGUUGCAGCACCGGAAUUAUUGCAACACCAAAAAUUAUUCCAAACAAACCGCCACGCAAGACCGGUCUUUUAACUGACAAAAUAAUUUCCACCAUUUCGCAGCAAGCGACUCUUAACGCCCAACAGCAUAAUAACGAUAAAUUCAAAAAACAAUAUAAUAAUUAUGAUCCAGUAUCGAUUACAACCUCGGUUGAUCCAAAUAAAACAAUUGGCUCGACAGUAAUUAUAAAGCCACCUUCACCAAAUAUGUAUCGAAAAAUUUGUAAUUUCAAUAGUGGAGCUCCCGAUUUACCUGUACGCAACGAUAUGAUGGCAAAAUCACAAAUUCACAAUGAACGCGAUUAUGAAAGUAUUGAGACUAUAACUGAUGCUUGGAAGACAUUGGGAAUUGACGAAAUUAAACAUACCGAAAGACAUUCUAGUGUACCAAAUGAUGAGGAUUUAAUAGAUUUCGUUUGGCAACGUUCACAAUCGCAACGAGAGAAAACUCAAUCAAAGGAAGCGCUUCCCAUCGUUAAAACUCCAAAAAUUAUUGAUAUUGACAUUGGCGAGAGUAAUGGUAAUGGACUGCCAUCGACAGUGGAUAUAACUUAUGAUCGACUUAAUUUUCUCUCGGCGAACAAUAAAGCAUCGAGCGGUUAUAAAACAAUUGUUACUGUUGCCGCCGCCGCUGCUUCUCGUCCACGCUCUACUUCGACGCCACAAAAUGACUACGAGUUUAUCGAUGUUCUUGAUGUUCACUCUUAUCGCAAGGCUGAUGAUACACACUUAGGCUAUGGUGUGCUUAAAAAAGCAUCUAAUGCAAAAUUAUCAACGACAUCACAAACACUGACAAACAAUGCAAAUUCUUCACUUACUGCCACUGAAUCGAUUCAUCACCCAACCGUUCCAACGGAAGUUAAUGUGCUAGAUCAUCAUAAUUGUAACGGUCUCAAUUACACUAUUGUUAGUAAACCUACUAUUGUUAGUAAACCGAAAAGGGUUUAAUACAUGGUCAUUGCGAAAUUUUUUAUAAAACUGUGCUUCCAUAAAAAUUAUAUUAGGUUUUGAAUCUGUGAUUAUUUGUCUU
Messenger RNA from Glossina fuscipes, 2131 nucleotides. RefSeq lists its product as uncharacterized. Lineage: Eukaryota; Metazoa; Arthropoda; Insecta; Diptera; Glossinidae. The transcript is spliced from 2 exons. The record is from RefSeq and is a predicted model, not a curated record. Gene Ontology annotation, cellular component: cytoplasm. Gene Ontology annotation, biological process: positive regulation of MAPK cascade; cell surface receptor protein tyrosine kinase signaling pathway. Bases 160 to 2049 code for a protein of 629 amino acids.